AUGCGUCAAGACCGAGCGAAAAGAUUUACGUGCGUAAUUAACCUCGAUAAUCACGAUAACAAAGAGAUAAAGCGAGCCGUUCUCCCAAAGACAGAGGCGGAAUAUGAGAAGACCCUUGAGAUAUUUGACCAGUUUCUAGAGUUGUACCCUACCGCCCGAUCUCACCCUGACAUCCAAACCUACAAAGCCUUCCUUGAGUUCGUGACCAGGAACACGGAUGGGCGAAUCGAGGAGAAACCUGCACCUGACACCAUUGAAAGUUUCCGACGGCACUUUGAGGCAGGCUUGGCCCGGAACCGGGACUUCCAUGUCCCCCAAAACAUGUCUACAACAAUGAAGGAGUGCCGCCGUGUCAAGAACCAAAAGGACAAGCUGUAUCUAGAGGAACUAAAACGACAACGUUACCUCCAGCAGAAUUCUCAAGCGGGAAGUGUUUAUGAAUACACUCUUUUCCUCUUUUACCGACGUAUAAUGCCGGAGCGUGAACUUCUCGCUCGGAUUUUGCCUACAAGGUCAUCCAUACGAAGCCCAACCGGACGAAAAGCUAUACUGGCACUAGAAGCAAUUUGCAGAGAGCAUCACCAAGUGGCCUUUCGUUCAAGCCUGCAGCCAGUCGAUAGAGGUUGUAUAUGUGUUAAAUCGUUAGACAGGCUCUAUCUCUACCGUCAAUGGCUUCAUCUGUAUCUUUGCAUGUCAAAAGCAUUACGCCUAAUGGGUGAUGAUGGUUUUGCGGAGUUUUGCUUCGAGUGCGGCGAGUGGUUCAAUAAUCAGCAAGACUGGCAUGAGCAUUGCGAGACUCAUCUCUGCAACCCGGGUAAUUUGCUUCGAUGUGAUCCCAUACUUGUGGCCUACCAAACGGAUGGAACAAUACUUGAAUAUGGGCAAGUGGUAGAGCCACGUUCAGUCUUACCUGAGCUGCAAAGCUCUACUCGGCGACUUUCAUUGUCGUCAUCCGGCAUGUACCCAAGCGUGUGGGUCGUACUUCAGCCGCUCCAGGGAGACUUCUGGGAUGGCGCCCUUGGAUUUCCGAACCCGACUGAGCUGGCGGGAUGGGAAGCACUCAGACUGUGGCCUGGGGGCACUAUCGACGUUGCUAUAUCAUUGGCGCGACCCAUCCGGCUCGACAAUGCUGACAGUAUUGAGGAGCAGAAGCAUUAUGUGCAGUGCAACCCACAGAUCUGCCAGGACCUGGUUGGGGCUGCAACUGCACUGCUAACCUCAAGUUUCUAUUUUCAAUUGGAUCGCCCUGUAUUAUAUAACUUAGGAGUCUACUACUGCCAGGGUUCCAUCCACUGCCGUGGGGACUAUCGCCGGGUCGCAGAUGCACUCACGGAGCUCAACUCCUCGCAAAUAGAGUUCCUAACGCAAACGGAGGUCCUUACGAAAUGUGAACUGGGUCAGGAUAUUUGUUCCGUAUGCCAUCGCUACCGAAAACAUGUGUCAUUUUCCGUGCGACACCCAACAGACCUUAUCACGAUCUCUAUUCGUAUAGGCAAUAAAGUCACUCGGAAAAUCAGCGGAUUCCCCCAAAGCAUAUCCUGGUUCCAGCAGCAACAAGGAUUUGAUGACCAUUUUGGCUCUUCCUGUCAUGAUAUUCCAGGGGAAAUUCGCUGCAUGAGUUGUGCUCAGCCCAAUGACUUUGGUGCACAGAAACGAAAAGUAGCCCACCCCCUAUUCAGUUCUCGUGCCAACCGGAUGUUUCGCCAAGAAGAUGUGGCACACGACAAGCUAACGACCUGGGAGGUCGAAUAUCUCGACGUGCUGAAGGACAUCCCCGAAACUCUCCGUAAAGAUCUGAGGUCCUCUAAUUAUCGGCCGUCGCAUAAGAAACGAGAUCGGAAAACACACAAUACACGCUCUCGUGGUCGCUGUCAACCAGACGAAUCCACACCAAAGCACUCAUCGCCCGAAGGCAGCGGCAGCGACCAAGAAUCGCAAUUACCAUCCGCCGCAGCAGCGUCGCGUAGCCGAUUGAGCUGCAGCAGAGGUAACAACCGUCAAUCAACUAAGGGAAGCGAAAGGACACGAGCCGGCCGGGAUAAAAAACAGACUUCUCGAAAAGACAGGCAUUCUACACGACCAUACUGCACCAUUGCCUGCAUCCGCGGCAUGGUCAACCGAGAACCUCUGGGUCACAAAUGCCCCAACUGGAAACUCCACGGUAGUCAUAGACACUCCAUGGGACCGCAGGAUUUCACACGCCAGCUUCAUCGUCAACUUACCCGAGAUCGAAACCAUGGGUUUGAUCAGCUGCACGUCUGUGGUCGGACAGGCUACCUCAUGAAAGCCACGCUUCUUUCACACGGAUACACUGUGGUCAUUAAAGCUACGACUGUGGAGAAACAGCAUCGCCUUCAAGCGGAAGUGGACAAUUAUCACCACCUCCGGAGCUUGCAGGGACAGCACAUCCCUAUGAUGAUCCUGGGCUGGUCUGGAACGCGGCUUCAGCGUGUCAUCAAUGACGGGAAUUUCAACUUCUUUCACCAAGAGCGCGACAAAGCUCUGGCCAUGCUCCGAUCGUAUGGAGUUGUCCAUAGCGACAGUGAAUGGCGCAAUAUGUUGUGGGACGACCUGGGGGGCCGUUUGGUCGUCAUUGACUUGGAGGAGGUGAAAUGGUUGAAUGUCAACCGAGGAAUUGCGGAAAAUGUGAUCUGUAAUGCAGAUGAAGUGUUGGCGUUGACUGCAGCCUGGGUUUGUGUUGGUUUGAUGGCUGGUUCUGCAGAGGGCUGGCAUUAUUAUAUGCAAGUCGUUGGCAACACACUUCAUGAAGUUGAUCCGAACAUGAUUCCCAAAUUCUGUUAUCUGGUGGUGUACCUCCUUGUGGCCCUCGUCGCGGCCGGCCCUGUGGGUAAACAAGGAGGCACGCAAGGCCAAGCAGCUCAGUCCAAGCCAAAGCCAAGCAAGUACAAGGAUGAUCCGUCCUUCGAUAGCCUGGGUAAACUGGGCGUCAAGGAGAUGGAAUUCACCAGCAUCGGCAAAUCUCGGUUUAAUGGCUAUGCUUCCCACCUUAAACUGAAAUCCUCCUCCGUGUCCGAAGCCGAUAUUGCAGGCCUCGCCGAAGCUGCUUGGUGGGAGAUGUUCAGCCAGGCUCGCACCGAUAAGGCUAAGUUGAAUAAGCUCCCAACUGUCAUGACUGCCCUUAAGGUCGGGGAUGAGGUCUUUCUCGCAUCCAGCCUCAAGGGUGGAGGCUACAUCUAUGACAAGAGCGGCCUCAGUAAAUUGGUUGCCAAUCCGGGCGAACAGAGGGACAAGAAGGAGGAAUUUACCAGUGUUCUGAAGGAUAGUGCCAAGGACGUCAUGGACGCCCUGAUCAGCUGCAGGGAAGGAAGUAUUGCGACAACUGAACCUGAACAGACGAGUGCGCCAGAGAAACGGGGUCCGACAGGCAAGGGACCACGCAAGGGCGGAAGCACCAGCUCAGAUAAGGACAAGAAAACGGGUACUGGUCCGAACAAUGGCCAGGGACAGCGCAACUACCAGGGUGGAAGCACCAACCCGAACAAGAGCCAGGGACAGUCAAGCAACGGCCAGGGACAGUCGAAUAACCAGGGUGGAAGCAGUACGACCGGGUCGAACAACCCAAUCAGUGAGGACCUCGUCAAACACAAGAACGAGGGCGCCUGUGGAGAAAUCAUGGCAUCCCUCGAAUAUUCCCUGCUCAACCCCACGAAGCCGUUGAAGAACUUGCCGGAGCAACCCACCGUGGUGGCAUGGGCAGAGGUACUGGAAAAGGUGCCCAAGAAUCCCAACGACAGGAAGAGCCCGAAGAUGAUCACAGGGGAGGUUCUGAAAACUGGUGGCAUCAAGCCUCCUUGUGACAAUACGAUCUGGAACCCAAAGGAUCUGAGCCAGCAUGGUAAGAGUCUGACGGACGAGGACGGGUGUGGCGAGGGCUGGGGUUGCGCGGCGUUUGUUGGGCCCAAAGGCUUGAACUUCAAAGUCGUCGAUAAAAAGCCGACCUAUCUCAAGAAGGAUCAGAUCGAGGUGCUGAAGGAUGUUCCGAAAUUCCCCGUCCCCAAGUAA
Aspergillus affinis is the source of this 4023-nucleotide messenger RNA. RefSeq lists its product as uncharacterized. Lineage: Eukaryota; Fungi; Ascomycota; Eurotiomycetes; Eurotiales; Aspergillaceae. The transcript has 11 exons. The record is from RefSeq and is a predicted model, not a curated record. Bases 1 to 4023 code for a protein of 1340 amino acids.